GCGGUAGGCGACGAAUAACGCGUCGAUGUGGACGUGGUGGUAAGAAGACAAGUGAAGUCAGAGGUCGAUACCAGGGAUCGCCUCGAUUUGUCAUGCACCAUCAUGAUGACGCCUCUCUCCUCUUGAUAUGGGUACAAGCCAGUCCCUCCCCAAGAUAACGCCGCAGGACCGUGCCAUUCUUGAGUAUGUUCAUUUCUUUCUCUUGCUAUCGACCUCUCAUUAUCGCAGUCUCAAGCUCCAGCGGGACAAAUUGAGGCAGUAUCAGAAGAAGAUCCAGGUCAUUUUGGACAGGGAGCAGGCUAUAGCGAAGGAACAUCUAGCAACGGGUCGCAAGGAUCGAGCUGUCGUUGCAUUACGACGCAGAAAGUACCAGCAGAGUUUGCUGUUGAAGACCGAUGGGCAACUAGAGAACUUGGAACAGCUGGUAUCUUCAAUAGAAUUCUCUCUCAUCGAGGUCUCCGUCGUGCAUGGUCUGAAGCAAGGCAACGACGUUCUGAAGGAGAUCCACAAAGAGCUCAACGUCGAACAGGUGGAGAAGCUCUUAGAAGAGUCUCAUGAAGCUAGGGAGUAUCAAAGGGAAAUCGGAGAACUGUUGGUAAAUGAACUCUCAUUAGACGACGAAGACGCUGUGCAGGCCGAGCUUCUUGAACUACAAGCAGAAGCACUGGGAGUACCCCAAGAGACGCCACCAGCCGCUCUUCCCGAUGCACCAACAACAGAACCAGCUCAGCCCAUUUCCGAAGAUCGUCGGCCAGCAGAGGAGCGCGACAAGGUACUGGUGCCAUCAUAACGAUUUCACGACAAUGUAUAAUAUGCAUACCAUACAUGUACACCCUGUAAAUAAUCCAUACCUAUCUUACACAGGACACCCAUAACACUCACCAACCCUCGAAAUUCCCGAAGCCAAUCUUGCGCUUCUUCUUCACCUCCUCUGUGCCGCCGCCACCGCUGCCUAGGGUUUCACUUGGUCUCUUCGCCGAGUUCAGAUACUUCCCGACGCCCGUCCCACCCCCAGACCCAAAGAUAGUACUAUUCGUACCUACUCGCGUGCCAAACCAGUUAACAUCAUCACCCUCUUUCUUCUCUGGGGCUUUUUGUGAAUUCCCAUUUUGCUCUGUUUCAGCGCGUUUAGCCAACUUCUUCGCCAGCCGCGUUUUGUACUCCUCAAAAGGGUCUUGGUAGCUGUGC
Messenger RNA from Desarmillaria tabescens, 1188 nucleotides. RefSeq names its product Snf7-domain-containing protein. Gene Ontology annotation, biological process: late endosome to vacuole transport via multivesicular body sorting pathway; vesicle budding from membrane. The coding region runs from base 128 to 790 and encodes 220 amino acids. Lineage: Eukaryota; Fungi; Basidiomycota; Agaricomycetes; Agaricales; Physalacriaceae. The transcript has 6 exons. The record is from RefSeq and is a predicted model, not a curated record. Gene Ontology annotation, cellular component: ESCRT III complex; multivesicular body.